AAAUGCUAGGGUAGUAGGGUACAUCUUAAUAAUAAAAUAUACUAAAAUCUAUCUAAAAUUAAAACAAAUUAUAAAAAAUGUGAGAAAAUCUAAAAAUAUGAAUACAUCCAUUUGACCAUUAUUACUCCAAUUGGAGCCGUCAGACUCUCCGACCUCCGUCCGUUUGUAAUUUCCGAAGGAUUAAUCCGGCCUGAAUCACACCAGUUGUGCCAGAGGAGGAGAGUUUAUGAGCUCGGAAAAAGAACCACCGCGGUGGCGGAGGCUGUCGUGCUCGGCCUGUUUUGACGCACUCUGGUUCUGCUACACACCUGUUCAUCAAAUGCAGCAGUACUAUAGGUUGGGUAAGCUUGAUAACUGUUAUGAUAAAUGGAGUGCUCUUUAUGAUUGCCUGAGACUAAAAACAAAGCGGCAAGCUGAAGUUGAGGAAAUUUUGGAAAAGCGUGAGAAAACCAAACCUCACAUAUGGUCUUUUCGGACACCAGAAGAAUCUUCCUCUCAUUGGCAGAACCUUUAUGGGCAUAUGCAUGAAGACGAGUGAAAUACACAAGUUGGCCAUUUCUUGGUUUUUCAUUUACCAUUCUAAGCUCAAAUAAUCAUGGUAGCUGUUAACUGAAAUGCAACCCGCGGGCAAGAUGCAGUUAAUGGCCAGUGUCUGGUAAGCCUUAGCCAUGUCAUCUGAAUUUUCAUUUUAUUUGAAUACGAAUCACGAAUCGAAUUUAAAAUAUUUGAUUUGUUUACAUCCCUAGGUUGAGGUGAAUGUUUCGGUUUGUGAAAGUUCUAAUGCUUUUUUGAACAAAAAAUUGUUUUAGAGAAUAUUAAACAUUGCUUGUGUUG
Molecule: messenger RNA, 834 nt
Organism: Cuscuta campestris
Lineage: Eukaryota; Viridiplantae; Streptophyta; Magnoliopsida; Solanales; Convolvulaceae
Source: the annotation of a GenBank genome assembly